Molecule: messenger RNA, 593 nt
Organism: Morus notabilis
Lineage: Eukaryota; Viridiplantae; Streptophyta; Magnoliopsida; Rosales; Moraceae
Product: EPIDERMAL PATTERNING FACTOR-like protein 4
Exons: 2
Coding region: 213-530 (105 amino acids)
Biological process (GO): stomatal complex development; guard cell differentiation
Source: RefSeq, a predicted model, not a curated record
UUCUCCAGUUUCCUUCUUUCUUUAAUUCUUCUUAUACAGAGAAAUGUGUUUUGCUCAUGAUCUCUUUUUUUCACUUUCUUUUAUUUAAUAAUCAUCCCAUCUUCUUUCUUUUAUUUCCACAAACAGGCCCCUCUCUUCCCAACUAAUUCCCCUCUGUGUUUUAGUCUGUCUGAAGUCGUACUUGCGGCCGUCCACGCUAUCGUGCGCCGGCGAUGGGCGUACGGCGCCACCGCCGCCACUGCUUCCAUUUCCGCUUCUGCCAUCGCUUCCUCAUCACCGCCCUCACUUUCCUCUUAUUCGCCUCCCAAAUCAGUGGGAAAGAGAGAGUGACGUCACUGGACCGGGUUUUCGCGGUGCAGAAGAGGCUCGCCGGGCCGGGUUCGUCGCCGCCGGCGUGCAGAUCGAAGUGCGGGAGGUGCUCGCCGUGUAAACCGGUUCACGUGCCGAUCCAACCCGGUCUGAGCAUUCCUCUCGAGUACUACCCGGAGGCGUGGCGGUGCAAGUGCGGGAACAAGCUCUUCAUGCCUUGAAAACGACGUCGCUUCCCGGCUAAAAGCUAAGCUAUGCUAAUUUUACGGUCAAGAAAUCGGACG